Pocillopora meandrina is the source of this 483-nucleotide messenger RNA. The record is from the annotation of a GenBank genome assembly. Lineage: Eukaryota; Metazoa; Cnidaria; Anthozoa; Scleractinia; Pocilloporidae.
AUGCCUGUUUCAAAUGCAGGGCCGGAAAGGGGAGCCAGUGCCCUAAAGCGCCUAAAAACACACCCUAGAAAUUCCCCGAAGAAAGAGAUGCUCCAAAGUCUGCUUCAUCUUUCCAUAAAUGGGCCCCCAGUAAAAGAAUCUGAAGCUGUGAUUAACAAGGCAGUGGCGUUAUGGAAGGAAAAGAAGCACAGAAGAAAACUGCCACGGUCUUCUCGUCUUCAACAAAAUGAAAGGGCUAUACCAAAUGCACAAGAAGAGCAGGAAGUGGAGGAAGGAGAAGGAGGAGCCGUCGUCACACAAGGAGAAGAAAUACAAGAAGAAGAAAUACAAGAACUGCCAAGUUCUAACCAAGGGGAACUUAAUUGUCUCGCACCUUCCACCCUAGGGCAGGAAGAGGAAGUUGAUCAACUUGCAAAGGAACUUGAUCUCACAUUCUCGUCAGAAGACAGUGCAUUUGAAUCUGAUAUGGAUGACUUACUUUAA